UCGCGCACGUCAUUGUCGCCACUUCCAUCAGCCACCUCGGUCCAAGCGUCCUUGAUAAAAACGGUGCAGUCCUUGCUUCUGAUGCGACUGUCUCUGGUUGGCUUCUUAUCUGUUGCUAGGAAGCACCGCGUGAGCCGCCCAAACAAAUGACUAGCCUCAAUUAAUAUGUGGCUACUGUAGAAUGUGCGUCCAGUAGAUCCAUAAGAACCGGAAUUGCCACCGCUGCUGUCCGUGCUGUCAGCACUGUCCGUGGUGGCUGUGCCAGGAACCGUAAUCUCCCAACAGUCGAGGUCAUGCAAGUGCUUAAUGCUUGGGUCGAAACCCAGCCGGUGGUCCUCGCUAAAGGACAAAUUAACAAACAGCUUGAUGACCUCGCUGCGGCCCGCCUCGGUGCAAAUGUCCAUGGCUUCAGAGACCAGAACAAAACUGCAUCCAAACAAGUAUGCCUGGACAGAGCUGCUGCAAAUAGUCAGGCCCCACACAAAGCGCCGGUUGGGCUGCGCGCGAUAAAUGCGGCGACAGUGUUUAGACAGCUGCAGCGCGGCAUCGUCCACGUCAUCCGACGACGAGCCCUUCCCGACCUCGAUGGCGGCAAACAGACCGGCGUAUCACUCAUCGUUGUUGUCGAUUACGUCUACAUUGCCGUCCAACGUUGCCUCGGAGCUAUCAGUCGUAGCGACAGUGGCCAGCGUAGAGUCGAUUCCCAAGCCAAUCCGAACAGUGGUCUGGUGGGUGCAGUCGUCUCCAGUACUUGUAGUGCUGAUUGGCGCAGUGGACGGAAUGAGCACUCGGCGUGGCUCGGGGCGCCCUUGCUCUCCAUUGGCAUGCUGAUGCAUCCCCUGAAUAAUACGAGAUACGAACGAGGUAAAUGUCUCGGCGCCCUUGCUCACGUCGCCACUGCUGCUGCUUCCGUUGUGGUCCCUAGAUGUGUGUGUGCCUGUCCACCUGGAAAGCGCAUUGUAGUCCUGCCUGAGCUUGCUCGCCAACUAAUCAAUGGCGGCGUAGCUCGAGCGAGCUAGCCUAACGGGCCAGACCGAGUCGGCGUUGAUGAGCUCUUCCAAAAUAGCCAAGUCGCCGGCCGGCGUGUGCUUGGAGCCAGAUGAAAGCUGCUCCAUGGCCC
Kickxella alabastrina is the source of this 1120-nucleotide messenger RNA. RefSeq lists its product as uncharacterized. The record is from RefSeq and is a predicted model, not a curated record. The coding region runs from base 294 to 1019 and encodes 241 amino acids. NCBI's taxonomy places the organism in Eukaryota, Fungi, Kickxellomycota, Kickxellomycetes, Kickxellales, Kickxellaceae. The transcript has a single exon.